This is a messenger RNA of Pollicipes pollicipes, 1072 nucleotides long. RefSeq lists its product as uncharacterized. The record is from RefSeq and is a predicted model, not a curated record. Lineage: Eukaryota; Metazoa; Arthropoda; Thecostraca; Pollicipedomorpha; Pollicipedidae. The transcript has 10 exons. Bases 92 to 1072 code for a protein of 326 amino acids.
GGAACGGCGCAGUUGCCGGUCCGUCGGCUACGCCCCGCUCGCCGCGCUCUCCUCCGCGGCCGACUGCUCGCCUCUCAUCCACGUCGCAGCCAUGGUGGACCCCCAACUGUCCUCCGGAGCCGCCGACAAGCCCGCCCUCGUGCCGGAGCGUUCCGUGGGGGCCAAUGGCCUCGUCUCGUCGGAGGAGGAGCACGUGGAGGGGGCGGAGCCUCAGCGGAGCCCGGCUCCUCUGCUGGAGCGGAUCCGUCGCGACCGCCAGGAUCUGGAGGCCAAGAUAGCCAAGCUCAAGUCCUACAUCAGCGCCUCGUCAGAUAUGAUGAGCAAGCUGAAAGACGUGCCGGACAUGAAAGAACGCUAUGAGACCCUGUCCGCCACUCGAGCCGAUCUGGUGCAGAACGCCGUGAACCUGCAGCAGCUGCUAGUGAAGCUCAAGGAGUCCGAGAACCGCGCCAGCACGCUGGCGGGCCGGGAGCGGGCACUGGCUGCCGAGACGGCCGCCAGGAGCGAAGCCAACUUCAACGAGCUGACGCGCGAACUGCCGCCAGAGAUGGUGGCAGAGCUGGACCCCGAGGACAGAGCGAACUACGAGAAGAAGCGGGAGUUGCUGAGCCGAAUAAACCAGUCACACGAAAGGUCAGGAACAUUGGGGUCCUACUUCCUGCGUGCCAUGGAGGUGGAACAGCAGAGGCUGCGCAUGAUGAAGGAGAACGUGGAGUGGAAACUGGCGGAAGCCAGGGCCAACCGGAUGGGACUGCAGGAGAAGGCGCAGGAGCUGCUGCACGACAUGCCAGGGGUACAUCCGGCCGCUGAUGCCACCAACUGGGAAUCCACGGCUGCGCCCGACAGGAGUGCCCUGGCGAGCCUGAACGCCCGCGUGGCGGCGCUGCAGUCGCUGCCGCUGGAGGGCCUGGACGCGGCCGCGGCCGAGCAGCUGCAGGAGCGGCUGCGCGGCCUAGCCGAGAAGCGCCGCCAGCUGGACGACAUGGCCGAGCAGCUUGCCCAGCUGCAGCGGCAGUCGCAGCUGGAGGACCGCUCGCCACCUACCGUGCCGCCGCUGGUGGUGCUCCAGUGA